Messenger RNA from Myxocyprinus asiaticus (Chinese sucker), 7216 nucleotides. RefSeq names its product syntaxin-binding protein 5-like. The transcript has 30 exons. The record is from RefSeq and is a predicted model, not a curated record. Bases 837 to 4640 code for a protein of 1267 amino acids. Gene Ontology annotation, cellular component: SNARE complex; plasma membrane; cytoplasm. NCBI's taxonomy places the organism in Eukaryota, Metazoa, Chordata, Actinopteri, Cypriniformes, Catostomidae. Gene Ontology annotation, biological process: regulation of protein secretion; regulation of exocytosis. Gene Ontology annotation, molecular function: syntaxin binding; myosin II binding; GTPase activator activity.
UGGUCCAAUCAAAAGUCUGAGGGGUGUGGCUUUCUUGCGCUCGAUCUUUCAGCACCUUGGACAGCAGCACUCACUCGACUGCGGGAGAGAUUCUGAGUGCGGGUCGAGAGUACUCACUUUCUCUCCUCCCAAAUAUCUCAUGAGAGAGAGAGACAGAGAGAGAGAGAGAGAGAGCGAGAGAGAGAGAGAGAGAGAGAGAGAGAGAGAGAGAGAGCGAGAGAGAGAGAGAUUUUCUACAAAACCUUUCAGGCGUUGUAAUUUCCUGUCCUUUUGCGGUGAUCCAUUUUCGACGUUGGCUUGUUUAUGUGAGCUGGUUCUCUGCGGGUAGUCUCUCCUCUGUGUCUCGGAUCCCAAACAACAAAUAGUGAACGUGAUUUUUGGCGUGCACAGCCACUGACUAUUGCGAAAAAUACGGCGACCGUCCACGUUAACAUUUCAUUUCACAAACUAAAUAUUACUUUAUCAUGUUUUUGACAUGGUUGCUGAGAACGUAGAUUAGUUGGAUUCGAUACCGUCCUGUGUAAGUAACAUGAAGUUUCUUGGUUCUUCUCCAGCCUGGUUCAUGCUUUAAUGCGCAAUAAACCUCUCCUCGCCUUUUUUGCCAAAAUUCACUUUAUUGUGAUCAUCAGCUUUAUGUAAGAUGAUGUUCUUCCACAACUGUUUGUAUUGCACAUAAAACCCUGAAAGGAGGAAGAAACGAGGAGCCAGCUGAGUUUUCCCCGUCUGAAUUCGUGCUGUGAAGCCGCAUCAUCUCCUAUGCCGUUUUAAACGUCUCUACGGCACGUUUUAAGAUUGUACAAGAGAAACGUUGACAAAAGUAUAACACAAAGAUAAAGAUGAAGAAGUUCCGGAAGGUUUUGGACGGGCUGACCACUUCUUCACCUGUCAAUCCAAGUGGAUCUUCCUCGUGCGGCAGUGCGGCUGGGACCCCCAGUGCGGCACAGACACCGCGGGAGCUGGAGAUCCAGGAGACACUGAUGUCGGAGCACUUCCAGAUCUGUAAGACGGUGCGUCAUGGAUUUACCUAUCAGCCCACAGCUCUGGCAUUUGACCCGGUGCAGAAGAUCCUUGCCAUCGGCUCUCGUUCUGGAGGAGUACGGCUUCUGGGACGGCCAGGAGUGGAUUGUUAUUGCCUGCAUGAGAGUGGGGCGGCAGUUCUCCAACUGCAGUUUCUCAUCAACGAGGGGGCGCUGGUCACAGCCUGUGCGGAUGACACACUGCACCUCUGGAACUUGCGUCAGCGACGUCCAGCUGUCCUUCACUCUCUAAAAUUCAACAGAGAACGGAUCACGUUUUGUCAUCUUCCGUUUCAAAGUAAAUGGCUUUAUGUGGGGACGGAGCGUGGAAAUACGCACAUAGUGAACAUCGAAUCCUUCGUUUUGUCUGGAUAUGUCAUCAUGUGGAACAAGGCAAUAGAACUAUCAACAAAGACACAUCCAGGUCCAGUUGUUCAUCUGAGUGAUAGUCCAAAAGAUGAAGGAAAGUUGCUGAUAGGUUUUGAGAGCGGUACAAUAGUAAUGUGGGACCUGAGGGCCAAAAGAGCCGACUUCAGAAUAUACUAUGAUGAGGCCAUUCACUCAGUAAGCUGGCAUCAUGAUGGGCGGCAGUUCAUGUGCAGUCAUUCUGAUGGCAGUCUAAGCAUGUGGAAUCUGAGAAACACAGCCAAACCUUUUCAAGUCACCUUCCCUCAUGGCAAGACUCAGAGAGAUGGUAGAAAAGAGUCAUGUAAACCCAUUCUCAAGGUUGAGUACAAGACCUCCAGAAACAGCAGUGAAGCCUUUGUCAUCUUCUCUGGAGGUCUGUCUUAUGAUAAGGCAGGACGCAGACCAACUCUAACCAUCAUGCAUGGAAAAGCCAUCACGGUUUUAGAGAUGGACUAUCCGAUAGUUGAUUUUAUGGUGCUCUGCGAUACGCCCUAUCUCAACGAGAUCCAGGAACCGUAUGCGGUGGUGGUUCUGCUGGAGAAAGAUUUUGUUGUGGUCGAUCUAACUCAGAGCAAUUUUCCUAUCUUUGAGAACCCCUACCCCAUGGACAUCCACGAGUCUCCAGUAACAUGUACGGCUUACUUUGCUGACUGUCCACCUGACAUCAUACCCAUACUUUACUCCAUAGGAGCUAAACACAAAAAGACUGGCUACAGCCACAAGGAGUGGCCGCUCAGUGGUGGCACAUGGACAGUCGGUUCGCAAGCAUAUCCAGAGAUUAUCAUCACAGGACACGCAGACGGAUCGAUAAAGUUUUGGGAUGCCACAGCAAUCACACUGCAGAUGCUGUAUAAGCUCAAGACGUCAAAGGUGUUUGAGAAGCCUAAGACUGGAGAGGUGGGCCGUGGUGCAGAGCUGGUGGAGGACGAUCCCUUUGCCAUUCAGAUGAUCAGCUGGUGCCCACAGAGCCGUAUCUUUUGUGUAGUGGGCAUCAGCGCCCAUGUCAUUCUGUACCGAUUCAGCAAGCAUGACGCCAGCACCACCAUCACAUCCCUAGAGGUGCGACUGCAGUGUGAUAUGGAGGACAUCAUCUCUCCAUCAGAUACAGAGAACACCCCAUGUUUUUCUGACCCUAGUGGUCACUCGCCCCAGCCUCAGCCCCCUAGUCCCCGAAGCAUCACGCCAGACAGUGUGCGGGACAGCAUCCACUGCCUCAAGGUUAAAGAUCGUAUGAUCCGAAUGCCUCCUGGAUACCAGGCGGAGCUUGUGGUUCAAUUACUGUGGGUUGAUGGAGAACCACCACAACAAAUCACCUGCAUGGAUUUAAACUCCGCCUAUGGCCUGUUGGCUUUUGGUAAUUGCAAUGGUGUAGCAGUUGUGGACUACCUGCAGAAAACUGUUCUGCUGUGUAUGAGCACUUUGGAACUGUAUGGAUCUGCAGACCCUUUCCAGCGCCUAACACGCUCUCCUCGCAAGAACCGGCAGUCCACAUCAGACUUUUGCAUGCGUGGCCUGUCUAGCUUUUAUUCAGAUUCAAAGAAACGGACCCGUACUUCCUACCAGAGCCUUACGGAGCUUUCUGAUAAUCAGGUGUCUUUGGACCUAGAGAGGAGCAAAUCACCCACCUCAGCACCCUACACCCCUUCCCUCCAUAAUGACCCUCGAGGCACAGGGGAACCUGUGUCCAACCUCCGGUCCUGUCACUACAGUCCUGUCUUUUACCUGCUGGACAAUGUCAAGGGACCAGGCAGAAAGUUAAGUCUACCCACAGAUCUUAAGACUGAUCUUGAUCAUGUGAAUGGACAUUGCACUAGCCCCACAUACCAGCCCUGUCCGUCUGGGAGGGGCAGAGUCCCUGGGGGCCUUGAAGGGCCACGCCUCGCCCGCAGGGGGCCCGGCCGACCGCCCUUCCGCAAGGCCCAGUCUGCCGCAUGCAUGGAGGUCUCUUUGCCUGUAUCCUCCCUCACUGAAGGUUAUUCAUCCCGACGAGCCAUGCUGCAGCAGUUACACGGAGUCAGUAUGUACUCUCACGAUGAACAUCACACCACCAACUACUCCUGGAGCGAGAGAGAGAGUCGAGAAAACUCAUUCAGCCGUUCUCGGAGCUCUAGCGUUUCCAGCAUAGACAGGGAAACAAAAGAGGCCGUAACCACCCUACAGUUUGCGGAGUCGUACGGGCGUAAGUCAGACACCUUGCCCACGCCCUGCCUGUGGGUGGGAACAAGCCUGGGCCUGGUGCUCAUUAUCCCAAUGUCCAUCCCUACAGAUGAGCAAGAACGCCAGGAAGACCCCAUUACUGUGGCCCCCACAGCCACAGUAUUAAUGUUGAAGGGCUCUGUUCUUCGGUUUGGCUUUCUGGACUGUGGGGGUGCUCUGAUCCUAAAUCCCUAUGAGGUGUGGCGGGACCAGCAUGCUCCAGAAGACCCAGAUCGACCCCGCAAACGGAAGCUGUUCAACUUCUCACCCUCCUCCUCUCAAGAGGCCAUUGGAGAUGGCCACUUAGCUGUGGUGUGUUCAGAGAGGCAGGCCAAGGUCUUCCUCAUGCCCUCCCAAGCCUGUCUGUAUGUGCACAACAUCACAGAGUCGUCCUUCGUGCUGCGUGCAGAUGUGGUGUCGGUUUGUAACAGCGUUUGUUUGGCCAUUUUCUGCGCCAACGGACACAUCAUGACUCUGAGCCUUCCAAGUUUACGGCCACUGCUGGAUGUCAACUACCUGCCGCUAACGGACAUGCGCAUCGCCAGAACAUUCUGCUUCACCAAUGGAGGACAGGCGCUGUAUCUGUGCUCCCCCACAGAGAUACAGAGAAUCACUUACAGCCAGGAGAUGUGUGACAACCUACAGGAGAUGUUGGGGGAGCUCUUUACACCCAUUGAGACUCCUGAGGCUCAGAACCGUGGCUUUCUCAAGGGCUUUUUUGGUGGCAAUGCCCAAACUUUCGACCGAGAGGAGCUGUUUGGUGAGGCAGCAGCAGGUAAGGCAUCCCGCAGCCUGGCCCAGCACAUCCCGGGACAGGGUGGUAUGGAGGGCAUGAAGGCUGCAGCAGGUGGGGUUGUGGGUGAACUGGCUCGAGCUCGCAUCGCCCUGGAUGAGAGAGGGCAGAGGCUGGGGGAGCUGGAGGAGAGGACGGCCCUCAUGAUGACCAGUGCCGAAACCUUUUCUAAACAUGCUCACGAGCUGAUGCUGAAGUGCAAAGACAAGAAGUGGUAUCAGUUUUAGAGGGUCCUGGACGAGGGCACAUUUUGCUCUCAUGCCACAAAAGGGUGCUAUUCUGGCACUUGGACUUUCACUCUUAAAGAGAGAGAGAGAGAGCGCAAGCAAGGCGGAUGGACAGAGAGGGACUUACGGGCCGAUCAGCAUCUCUUCUGUCUGUGUACAGGAUUGGCUUACUCUGAUUGUUUAAAAAGACAAAGUCAGAUUACGAUACGAUGGAUGUGUACCAUUAAUGUUUAAGAGUAAGAGGGGUUCCAUACUCCUGUGUUGUGAAUCAGACAACAUCUUCAUUUAUGUACAGGGGUUCAAUGGGGUCUCCUCACAAGAAGCAAAAUGUCUCACGUUGUGUAGAUACUUUGAAAGUUACGAAAUCAACAAGAGUGCAUGAAACAAAAUGGAUGACCUAUAAAAAUGUAAAACUGCCAUAUUAAAAAGCAGCAUGUUACUUUAAAAAGGGAACUAAAAGAUUAACUUUUAUUUAAUAACCUAAGCCAAUAAUAUAAAUUAAUGACAACAAAAAAAUUAUAUUUUUUGAAAUAGCAAACAAAUAUAUAUAUAUAUAUAAAAAAAAAAAAAUUAUGCCUGCAUUGCUAUAAGGCCAAAAUAUUUUUUUGUUGAUAACUCUACGCUAUUUCUUUCAGCGAUGCAUAUUUUCAGAAUAUUUACCACUUUGUCUUGUCAUAUUUGACUCUAAUUUAUCCACCCUUGUAUUCCAAAGGAUGGCCGAGGAACGAGUUUCCAUGAUUCGUACAAAGAGCGCAGGCUAACGGCAACUUACUAGGCCAAGCCCACCGACGUUCUGUCUCGAACGUUACAACACAACAUUUUUCCGUUCUCUUUGCUGCUAGCUCGCAAAAAAACACCACAACCAACUUUUUAAUCAGUCUCAAAAAGUAACUUCACCCUAGCCUAGAAACGUAUGUCGUGACAUGGUUUUAGAAGUGUGAGUAGUAAAAUGUAUUUGGCGCCACGUGACGAGUAUGUAUGUGAGGUCUUUUUCGAGAGUGUUUCUCUUCAAAAGCGUAUGUAAUACUUAAUGUGCCAUAUUCUUGAUGGGUAAAGUAUCUUUACUGUUAAAUAGCGAUGAAUUAACUCUCGUCUGUGAUUAAUAUUCUGGGCUCUUACCUGUAGAUACGACAAGCCAGCCAAACUCAGAAAGAAGCGUUAGAUCUUCUUGCGUGUCUGUAAAAGAACAAAUACUCUUUGAUUUUUUUUUUUUUUUUUUUUUUUUUUUUUUUUUUGAUUGUCAUGAUGUUUGUUAUUCUUAAAAGGAUCAAUUUCAGCUGGCCUGUUAUUUCAUUUGAUUCUCUCUUUGGUUGCCUUCGGGCACGUGUAACAACGAUAGUGUGUUGUACCUCACUAAGAACAACGAGUGAAUGACCUCUGUUUUCUCUGCCAAAGUUUGAAUGCAUUUGUGGAGAGAUUUCCUUCACAUUCCAGUACAAGGGACAAUUUUAUUUUAUUUUUUCUCAAUAUAAUGUCAAACAAUGUUUUAUACCUUAUUACUGUAAUGUCAGACGAUUGUUCACAUGUGUCUACUGGUUGACAAUUGACUGUGGAUAUGGUGUUUUAGACCGACCAGUGGGCGAUACUUAUGAAUUUUCAUGUUUUUUGAAUAUGUGUCUGGUAAGAUUAAACAGAGUGAGUCGCCUGCAGUUCAUGGCAGGCGUGGAUUAGUGUUACGUGUAAGCUAAAUCUUCCAGAAUCGUAUUUUAAACUCAUGUUGUGUUUCUAUGGUUUGUCCUCUGAUGACCUCGGACCUUCUAUUUCUUUACUGUAACAAACUCAGCAUCUCUUCCGUAGUCCAUGCCUCUGCCCAUUUGGCUUUGUAAAUACAAGCUGCUACACAGUAACAUAUACGUUGUGCAUUGAAAUACAUAAACUCAAGGUUCACGCAGAUAUACAUUGUCAAACAUUAGUCAAACUUGGGCUCUUACGCAAUAUUUUUUUUUCUCAUGCUUUUACAUUUGAAAUAAUGCUCAUGGUGAUGACUAAUUCUACAAGUUUGAAGAUGUUACGCAUGUGGAGAGUGUGUAUUUGGACACAAGACUCAUCAUAAUGGUCAGCUAGUCCGAAGCCAAAGCCAUGUAGAAAUGUUCUUCUGAAGAAACCUGUUGGUUUUAGUUCAUAUUCACCAUUAUAUUCGUUUUGACAGAUUCUCCAAUAAUUCCUAUUAAGUGUCAAAAAAGAAUAAAAACUGACUCUCACAGACAGGGUAUUUUGUUUGUAUGUUCUCAGUUUUUAUAUGAAAAUGUACAGUUCAACUGGGGGAGAGUGACGUGGUCAUUGAGCUAAAUUAUUGACAAAAGUGAUUUGGAUAUUCCUCUGUGAACGUCAUACCUGUUUAAAGAUGGUACUGUGUCUGAUAUUCUGACUGAAGUUCUGUAGGUCUAACUGUAGUUUCCUCCACCCCAACACUGGUCCUCUGAUACCUCCAGAGAAGGCAGCAAUGUCGGUCUUGUUUAAAUGGAUAAUGCCACCUUUCGUUCUUAUCGAUAUUCUAGUAGUGUUAUAGAGGUUAAUAAAAAAUACAAUGGAAAAAUAUGUUGAUGCAAAUCAAAUUGAAAUAAACAUUGAUUGAU